AUGCGAAGUUAUAGCCAAAACGCGCAGUCUGCGCUUCUAAAAGCUGUACGUGUUUACGGUCCUCGUUUACCCUACGAGCACCCGUUCUUUGAAAAGGACCUCCCACUCACCGAUAAUGCCCCUCAGGUCAAGCGAGUAUUCGAACCGAAACGCAUGAUUGAGUCUUUUGAGGAUCUCAAUGAUGGCGUUACACUUGGUUUAAUCUUACACCAACUGGACGAAACCUUUGAUCCGUCCUCCCUCGAGACAAAUUCCAACAACUACCUUGUUACCAAGCGCAACUUCCAGCACAUCUACAAGAGCCUCUUCCGGUAUAUUCGACGCGAUGUUCAAAUUCUUAACUGCCAGGCCAAGAAGUUCAACUAUCAUGAAAUCGCCAAGCAUCCCGAUCCUCAAGACAUCUGUCAGGUAUUCCCCCCACGCUUUGCAUCCAAUUCGCAAUUCCUUUUGAAGCUAACUGUGCAGCUCCUGGCUGUUAUGCUCGGGGUGGCCUUCCUGGGACCCAAUAGAAACAACUACGUCCCUCGUAUAACAAUGCUCGACAAGCCCGCCCAAUUAGAGAUCAUGCAAAUCAUCCAGAACAUGCAGCAAGAUAGCAAGGACUCGCCAGGCGACGACUAUUCGGAUGAGGCGAUCGAUACAGUUAUGGAGGAACGAGAUAUCGAUCUACUCUUUGAAGAGCAGAACGCAGCCUUGCGCUCAGAGCUUGAUUUGACCAAAAGCCGACUCUCAGACUACAUAGUCAGGCUUGACCAUCUCCAAAUAAGCCACGAAGAGCUCCGGUAUGAUAAGGAGAAGAAUGACCGUGAGCUUGAGGUCUUGCGGAAAGCCACUAUAGAUGGUGCUAACAAUGCCGAAAUAAUCAAGAACCUGGAAAUUCAGGUGCAUGACCAGAUGGAACUCAUCGCCAGGCAGGAGGAAACGAUGCGCAGGGAUGAGCGAAUCAAGUCACAGCUAGAAGCGGAGGUUCAGAAGUUGACACUGAAGUGCCAAGAGACCGAAGAGCUUCGCGAUCAAGCAACUGAGUGGAAGCACAAGGCCGAAGACUUUGAGAAGAGAGCCAAUACUGCGGAUCGGUACAAGCAGAAGCUCGAGUCGCAGCAGUAUCUUGUUAAAGAGGUGCAAAACCUCCAAUAUGAAAAGACUGAGCUACAAGAUCAGAUCAAAAUCCUGCUGGAUGACCAAGACAGGGGAGCUCGCACCAAAAAGGCCGAAGAUGAGUUGACCAAGAUGAUUACUCAGUCAGAGCAGCACCUUUGGGAUGAACGUAGCCAGAAAAAUCAGUUGAUAAAGGACAUCACGGCUCUAGAAGACGAAGUUAUUCGUUUGAGGGCUCGGCAAAGCCAUGACGAGAACUUCAUCAAGGACCUUCAGGAGCAGCUGGAAACUGGCGCAGGUUCUCAAAGCGCUGCGCCUGGCGAAAGUCUUGGACUAAGUCUUGAGGAUGAACUUAAUGAUGCAGUUACUGAGGACGCCCCGCCUGGCCAAGUUAACCUUCCCCUAGAAUUGUCUCGCCUAAAGGCUGAGAACGACUUGCUGCGCAGUACAAUCGGCUCUGGAGAUACUGCGCCGCUGCGCCGAGAGUUGGAUGAAGAGAAACGACAACGUGCUCACUUACAGAAGAACUAUAACGACAUAUUCGAAAAGCAUGCUGUACUACAAGAUCAAAUGGAGGCUUUGAUCAACAACAUGACCGGUGAAGGGUUAGUCAAAGCAAUCGAUGAGGCUUGUCGCUCUAAUGGAACACACAUACUUACAUCGGACUACUACAGAACCAAAGCAUUCCUUAACAUCAAACAGUCACAUCUGCAGCUCGAGUUUGAGCUUGAGCAAUCCAAGAAACGAGAGAAGGAUCUUUCUGCUCAGGUGUCAGACCAAGGCCGUGAUCUUCUUGCUGCUAGGGCCCAACUCUCGGCUCUCGACAAGGAAGGUGCCGAUGCCCUCAAGGAGCUCAAGAGUGCUGAUGUUGUCAUCGUCUCGUCUCUUAAGUCUGAGCUCGAUCAUGCACGAGAACAGCUCAGUUACAGCACUGCAGAAAAAGAGGCGCAGCAGACCCAACUUGUUGAAGCUCUUCUUGCCAAGGAUAAGUUACGCAAAGAGGUCGAGGAGGGCAGGGAACUGCAAGACAUCACUGGCAAUGGCGAAGGUGACGCCCUUGAUGGCAGCAAGAAGGGCGAGUUGAUUGAGAAGCUACGCAAUCGACUUAGAGAAAUUCGCGAGGUGAGUCCCUUUCUAAAUGCAAUCAUGUAUGGCGAUGAAGAGGACCAAGUGACCUCGGAAGACAAGCUAUGGGGCGAAGCCGAUGAAGCUUGGCCGGCGUGUUCAAGACCAGCAGGUUCUGAGACGAGUGUGCCGCCGAGUCCAGCUUCCACGGAGGGUGGAUUCCCAGCCCCGUUGCCUGCGGACCUGUCCCAAACUUCUCUCAAGCGAACAGAAGAAACGGAUUCGUUCGAGGCCCAGAUCUUUGAUGGGUCAUUGUUUGCUAACAGGUAUUCCUAG
Molecule: messenger RNA, 2499 nt
Organism: Fusarium sp. VM40
Lineage: Eukaryota; Fungi; Ascomycota; Sordariomycetes; Hypocreales; Nectriaceae
Source: the annotation of a GenBank genome assembly